UUAGUAUUCACUCUUCUACUCUUGAGUCUCAGCUCUGCCUCCUCAUACCCUCUCUGUCUCUCUACAUUUUUCUGAGUUUGAGCUUUGAAACGACACCCAUGGCCUUCUCAAGAGCUCUGUUUUCAUCUUUGGUGCUCGUUUUUCUUCUCUUCAGCUUCUCAGAUGCUAGAGACCACCUGGUUGGAGGCAAGAGCGAUGGAUGGAAGAUCCCAAACUCUGAUUCUGAGUCUCUGAACCAAUGGGCCGAAGCAUCUCGUUUCCAAAUCGGCGAUUCGCUUGUUUGGAACUUAGAUCCUAAGAAGGAUUCUGUGCUGCAAGUGAUUAAGGAAGACUAUGUGACCUGCAAUACAACAAGCCCAAUUGCUGAGUACAAGGAAGAGAACACAAAGGUGAAGCUUGAUCGAUCUGGGCCUUACUAUUUCAUUAGCGGAGCAAAGGGACACUGUGAGAAGGGCCAGAAGAUGAUAGUGGUUGUGAUGUCUGCUAGACGUGGCUACAUGGGUAUCUCUCCUGCUCCAUCUCCAAUGCAAAAUGAAGGCCCUGCUAUUGCUCCAACGAGCAGUGCUUCUGGUUUGAAGGCUGGUAUGAUGAUGAUGGUGAUACUGGGAAGUUUGUUUGGGAUGGUUUUGUUCUGAGGAGUGAAGUGGAGAUGA
Molecule: messenger RNA, 653 nt
Organism: Telopea speciosissima
Lineage: Eukaryota; Viridiplantae; Streptophyta; Magnoliopsida; Proteales; Proteaceae
Product: early nodulin-like protein 3
Exons: 2
Coding region: 99-635 (178 amino acids)
Cellular component (GO): plasma membrane
Molecular function (GO): electron transfer activity
Source: RefSeq, a predicted model, not a curated record